ACCUCUGAAAGGCAGACGGUACUGCCAUUUCAGAUUCGUUCGGUGCCGCGUGAAGGAAAGCUCGCAUCAUCGUCUCCAGUACGCCGUCCGCGACGCGCGCUUGCGAUGAGCCAGCUAAUAAAGUUCCUAUCGGUCUUGCAGUUUUGUGUCCUGAUCGCGGCUCAAAGGACGGCACUGGAUAGUCCGGGGAAUUUAAUGCUUUACGGACAAGUUCGUCGUCUCCUCUUCCGCGCUUUUGUUGAUAGGACAUCAAACAGAAGAAGCAGUGGGGACAAUAUACUUCCGAAUACCCAAGAAGAAAUUCCUGCAAAUGUUCCUUUUCCAUGUAACGUGACAGGCGGCAGAUCUCCGCGAGUACCGACUUCUGUUCAUCGUUUGAGGCCAGGAGACAUAGAUGUGAUCGGAUCGAUAGGUGAUUCGUUGACAGCGGGCAAUGCAAUAUUUGCGACCAAUCUCCUUGAAAUAGCGAUCGAAAACAGAGGUGUCUCGGGGAGCUCCGGUGGCCAGGGGAAUUGGCGAACUUAUUUGACACUUCCGAAUAUUCUUAAGGAAUUCAAUCCAAAAUUGUUUGGCUAUGCACUCGGAGAUUCGUAUACUGCUCACUCGGCAUCGCAAUUCAAUGUCGCCGAAAUUGGUGCAAUGUCCCGAGACAUGCCUUUUAUGGCACAAUAUCUAGUCAACAAAAUAAAAAAGGAUCCCAGGGUUGACAUGAAAAACCAUUGGAAGAUGAUUACAUUUAUGAUUGGAAACAACGAUUUUUGUACGAACAUAUGCAAUAUCCCUUCACCAUGGUCUAUCGUUGACGACCAUAAAAAGGAUCUAAUUAAAACCCUUCGAUACCUGAGGGACAAUUUACCACGGACAUACGUCUCUCUUAUUCUACCUCCACAUUUAAAAGUGCUUGUUGACACAACGCAAGGAAGAGGCAUAUUCAGAUGUUACGUAUUAACAACGGUGGAAUGUCCUUGCCUGAUUGGAUUGAAAAAUCUAAGUAAAAGACCUUUGUAUUACGAAGUGAUAAAAAGUUGGCAGAAAAUGGAAGCAGACGUUGCAGAGUAUCCAGAGUUUCACACAGAAGACUUCACAGUUGAAGUUUUACCCGGUAUUAAACAAGUAACUAUACCACUAGCUGAGGAUGGAUACCCUGAUCUUUCCUACAUGGCUUAUGACUGUUUCCAUGUAUCUCAAAAGGCAAACGCAUUAUAUGGAAAUAUUCUGUGGAACAACUUGAUGGAACCACAUGGUAAUAAGAGUACUGAUUGGUAUCCUAUGAUGAAGAAGUUCCUGUGUCCUACUGCAAAAAAACCAUACCUAGUAACGCGUGAAAAUUCACGGAGAAGUAACAAUCUUACUUAAUGUAACACUAGAACUACCGAGCGUGUAAUAGGAUUAAUAUGUAACUCUUAUAAAAAUUGUAACAGUAAAUUUUUUCAAUUUCGUCAUAUAUUCAUUAUAAUAUUCAAGUGAAACUA
Nomia melanderi (Alkali bee) is the source of this 1472-nucleotide messenger RNA. Its product is annotated as phospholipase B1, membrane-associated. Gene Ontology annotation, biological process: phospholipid metabolic process. The record is from RefSeq and is a predicted model, not a curated record. Gene Ontology annotation, molecular function: glycerophospholipase activity. NCBI's taxonomy places the organism in Eukaryota, Metazoa, Arthropoda, Insecta, Hymenoptera, Halictidae.